CCAGAAUCUACUCGUCCCAUAAUCUGACCUAUACUUCCCUGGCUGGGAUUCUCUUUUCAAUCCCAUGGAUGACAUUCAAACUCCUUUAAUAAACUCUUCUCACACUACUUCCAAAGCUGCUGCAAAUUCAUUCUCGUUUCACUUUUGUUCUGAUUUCAGUCCAACUUCAAGCUGUGUUUCUCAAGUUGAGAUCACUAAAUACCAUAAUCUCAAAUUCUGUCACUUUUGCCGAUCUCCUUGCUAGCACCAAAGGUCAUAAAUUUCACAUUGUCAUUUUCCCAUCUCUUUUUUAUCAUCAAUGUUGUUUUCUUCACUUUUUUCCUCUAAUUUCUGUCCCUCUUUUACAUGGAAAUUUGAUUGUUGUUGAAAAGAAGGUUAUGGUUCUCAUAUUAUUCCAUAUGGCAGUUUAGAUUGGUAAACCAUGAUGUAGAUAACAGGAUGCCUGGGACUUCAGUCCUUCAGCAAACCAAGUUCUUUUCACUACCUGCAGAUCCACCACAAAGCCCAGAGUUGAGUUUGAGGUUGAAGGAGCAAGAGUGCUUUUCUAUCCUGAAGAGGUGCAAGAACAUGGAAGAAUUCAGGCAAGCUCAUGCCCAGAUCGUCAAGUGGGGUUUCUUUUGGAACUCCUUUUGUGCAAGCAAUCUAGUGGCUGCGUGUGCCCUCUCAGAUGGUGGUAGCAUGGACUAUGCCUGUUCAAUUUUUCAACAAAUUGAUGAACCGGGUACUUUUGAAUUCAAUACCAUGAUUAGAGCUCAUGUCAAAGACAUGACCUUUGAGGAAGCUUUAGUUUUUUAUUAUGAGAUGCUUGAAAAAGGAGUUGAGCCUGAUAAUUUCACUUAUCCUGCUCUUUUCAAGGCAUGUGCCUGUUUACAGGCACAAGAAGAAGGAAAGCAAAUUCAUGGGCAUGCAUUUAAGCUUGGCCUUGAAAGCGAUUUGUAUGUGCAGAACAGCUUGAUCAAUAUGUAUGGCAAAUGUGGGGAGAUAGAACAUUCUUGUGCAAUCUUUGAGCAAAUGGAUCAAAAGAGUGUUGCUUCUUGGAGUGCUAUUAUUGCAGCACAUGCUAGUUUUGGAAAAUGGUACGAGUGCUUGAUGAUGUUUGGGAACAUGAGUAGUGAGGGAUGUUGGAGGCCUGAAGAAAGCACACUGGUUACUGUGCUCUCUGCUUGUACUCAUUUGGGUGCUCUUGAUUUGGGGAAGUGCACACAUGGGUCCUUGCUGAGGAACAUUAGUGAACUCAAUGUUAUAGUACAGACAUCCUUGAUGGACAUGUAUGUCAAAUGCGGGUGUUUGGAGAAAGGUCUAUCACUCUUUCGGAAAAUGGGCAACAGGAGCCAAAUGUCCUAUACUGUAAUGAUUUCAGGACUUGCCAUGCAUGGACAUGGUGCGGAAGCUCUAAGGAUAUACUCAGAGAUGCUCAAAGAUGGUCUGGACCCGGAUGAUGUUGUCUACGUGGGUGUAUUAAGUGCUUGCAGUCAUGCUGGCCUUGUUGAUGAGGGCUUCCGAUGCUUUGACAGAAUGAAAUCUGAGCAUGGUAUAACACCAACAGUUCAGCAUUAUGGUUGCAUGGUAGACCUCAUGGGAAAAGCUGGGAUGAUCAAUGAAGCUCUUGAAUUUAUCAAGAGCAUGCCUAUCAAGCCCAAUGAUGUGGUCUGGCGGAGCCUUCUCAGUGCUUGUAGAGUUCAUUGUAACUUGGAAAUAGGAGAGAUUGCAGCUAAGCAUCUUUUCCAGUCAAAGUCACAAAAUCCUGGUGACUAUGUGAUACUAUCAAAUAUGUAUGCACGAGCUCAAAGGUGGCAGGAGGUGGCUAAAAUUCGGGUGGAAAUGGCGAGAAAGGGUUUGCACCAGGUGCCAGGUUUUAGCCUGGUUGAGGUGGGGAGAAGAAUCCACAAGUUUGUUUCACAAGACACGUCUCAUCCUCAAUGCGUAAGUGUCUACGAGAUGAUUCACCAGAUGGAAUGGCAGCUAAAAUUUGAAGGUUAUUCCCCAGAUACAUCACAGGUAUUGCUUGAUGUAGAUGAAGAAGAGAAGAGACAGAGAUUGAAAGGCCAUAGUCAGAAGUUAGCAAUUGCAUUUGCGCUCAUACAUACAUCUCAGGGUUCUCCUAUAAGAAUAGCUAGAAACCUCAGGAUGUGCAAUGACUGUCAUACGUAUACCAAACUAAUAUCCCUCAUCUAUGAACGUGAAAUUACAGUAAGAGAUCGUAAUCGGUUCCACCAUUUUAAAGAUGGCACUUGUUCUUGUAGGGAUUACCGGUGAAAUGAUAAAAUUCCCAUCAUCAUCAUUUCCUUC
Messenger RNA from Theobroma cacao (cacao), 2289 nucleotides. The record is from RefSeq and is a predicted model, not a curated record. NCBI's taxonomy places the organism in Eukaryota, Viridiplantae, Streptophyta, Magnoliopsida, Malvales, Malvaceae.